This is a messenger RNA of Bombyx mandarina (wild silkworm), 1426 nucleotides long. RefSeq names its product dual specificity protein phosphatase 23. The record is from RefSeq and is a predicted model, not a curated record. Lineage: Eukaryota; Metazoa; Arthropoda; Insecta; Lepidoptera; Bombycidae. Gene Ontology annotation, biological process: protein dephosphorylation.
UCAAAAACCCGAGCGGAGCCGGGCGGGCCGCUAGUCGUUAAAUAAAUGUAUUGUCUAUGGUCUAAAUAUAAAUGAUUCUUGGAUUACGGAUGCUCUAAAAGUAUUUAUAAUUGCAUUAUUCGUAGGAAGUGUAAGUAUUAAUGAGACACAUUCGUUGCCAGUCAAUCUGCAUCGAGCAAAGCGCCGCAGUUUAUGUUAGUAUUGUUAGUCUCCUUCUAGUCAAGGAGGUUUGGUGUUUACAAAAUAAAUAUGAGUACAGUUUCAAAACGGCCUAACGUUAAACUAGCAAAACUGUUUUACAAAUAUGCAGACGAAUGUAAAAAAGAAGAAAUAAAAACCGAAAUGACGCAAGAAAAAAAGGAAUAUGAGUGUUAUCCGCCAUACAAUUUUUCUUGGUUCGUUGAGAAUAAAAUAGCGGCAAUGGGCUGGCCGCAAACCGUUGAAAAUUUGAAUUAUUUAGUCGAGGUGGGAAUUGAUCAUUUGAUUACACUGUCCCCAGAGAAAUUACCGCCCAUCUUAGAUUGUGAAAGAAAAUUGAGGUGGUCCGAAAUUAGAAUUAAAGAGUUCGGUGCUCCAUCUUUGAAGCAAAUUUUGAAGUUUAUUGCACUGUGCGAACGAGCGGAAAUGAGAGGGGAGGUUUUAGGUGUCCAUUGUCGGCAUGGUCGUGGGCGCACGGGUACUAUGCUGGCGUGCUAUCUCGUUCACUUCAAGCGAAUGGCGCCAGAACGAGCUAUUCUCACGGUUAGAUUGCAGAGACCAGGGUCAUGUGAAACCUACGAGCAAGAAAAAGCAGUCUGUCACUACCAUGACUGCGAGAGAGGCACUAUAACAAAACCUGACUAUCAGAUGGUGGACAGCAAGCUUUAUUUCGAUUUUUCUAUGAAAUAUAUGUUUGAUGAUGACGAGACUCCAAAGCACGAGGGUAACCUGACCGACGAAACCACUGAGGAAACCAAAAUAGUGUGCAAAGACCAAACCGUGAAGAUUAAGCUACCCAAGAAAAAAUCUAAGGCUAUGGUUAUCAAUCAUAAAAUUUAUUUUUAGCUUCACUUUUGGCUGUAAGGCUUAGUUGACCUUUGACUUUUUUUUCAUUUUUAAUUCCACAGACUAACUUACCGCCACCUUUUUUUUAUUUGCUGUAAACGGUGAACGAGGCCUUUUGAUUAAUUCGAAAUUUCGCCCGGCUCCGUUACUGAUACGCUACGACAUGCCCUUUUCGUGUAUAAUUCCGACAAAACGUUAUUUCACAAUUUAUAUUCGUUGGCAAGAAAUUUCACACCGAAUUUGUAGUAUAGCACUGAAACACCGCAACGUGUUCUUUAAUAGUGUUCGUAUUCUUUAGUGUAAGCCGCGCCAAUAAAACGGCAUCGAAAAUGGCGUCUAUGUACCUGCACUGACAGAUGGUAGGAUCAAGAAAUAAAAAGAA